Molecule: messenger RNA, 4299 nt
Organism: Musca domestica (house fly)
Lineage: Eukaryota; Metazoa; Arthropoda; Insecta; Diptera; Muscidae
Exons: 6
Coding region: 2810-3985 (391 amino acids)
Source: RefSeq, a predicted model, not a curated record
GCGUUGUGGUCGUUGACGAUUUUGGUGCGCUGCGGUGAAAAAAGAUUUGCUGCUAUUAAUUGCUAAAUGCUGCUGCUGUUAGUGUGUGUGUACGCGUGGAAAAAAGUGUUGCUAACUUUUGGAUGUAAUGAUAUUUUCCCUUCUCCAAUUGCCAGUGAAUUACAAAAGUUGUGAUAAAUAUUUAAGUGCAAUGCAAAAAUAGUAAAUUCCAAUGUAAAUUCCAAAAGAAAUUAGCGAAACACACACACGCAGGUUGAGCCCAACAGCAAAUCAUCCAAAAAGAAAAAAAAUACAUAUUCAGUCCUUGUGCUCGUUCUUUUUUGACUUACUACAGUGAAAUCUUGUAGGAGUUCAAUAUUGUAUAAUAUACGGACAUACGUCCAAAGAAACGUACCAUCAUCUGUAUAAGCGUUCGUAUGUGCAUGUGUGCGUCUGUAUGUUGAAGUGAAAAAAAAAACAACCAACAAGAAGAAACGAAAGAGGAAAUUUCAUUUUUGACAAGUCAAGAAAAAUUGAGGAAAUAAAACAAAUAUAGUUUCCUUUACUUGUGGUGAGGUGUUAGUGAAAAUUCUCAAAAAUUUAAUACUUCCAAUGUAAAAAUAAUUACUUAGUAAAAGAACAACAACAAAACAACAUAACAACGACCAAAUAAUACGUUUUGUAUUUAAAUCGAGUUCCCACGAACACUAAAAGUGAAAGUGAUUUCCUACGAAUGAGAAGGAAACAAAUGCGAACAACAAAAAUACGACGACGACGAAGAACAAAAGAAACAAGAGAAUAAAAAGAAAAAAAAAUCAGAAUCCGAAUCAAACAAAAAAGGAAGCAAAUUAUGCGCUUGGUAGUUUGUGAUGGUCAAAAAUAGAAAAUAAGUGAUAUAUUAAAGUGUCGCUCCUAAAAAUAUGCUAUGAAAUCUUGAACACGCACUUGCAAACUUACAAACCAACAAACACACUCAUACACACUUGAUGGCCAUAACUGAAGAAGAAGAAAACACAAACGGACAAUACGCCAGACAAACUGUUUGUUUAGUUUGCUGAUGGGUCAGGGUGAGAUAAAUACAAAGUGAGUGAGCGAGAAAGAGUGUAAAACUACACUGGGAGAGAAAAGCAUUUCGGAGAAAAGCAAAAGAGCUUACAUCAGUCGCGAGUGUGUGUGAUAAUAAUGAUGGUGGAUGUAUCACUGUGAUGCCAUUGAUUGUAUAAUGUGCAGAGGGUGCCUGCUGGCGUUUGUAUGUAUGUAUACAAGUGUAUGUGUGCCAGUAAUGAAGAAUAUGAAUGAAAAAGCAUAAAUUUGCCACCCACUCUCUUCCCUUCUUCGAAUACUCGAACGGCCAGAUUGUCGUGGCAGCGCCAUAAACGGCUUCCAUCAUCUAACAGAUUGCCUUUGCACAUCUCAUUCUUCUCUUUGGUGCAUGCUCAGCAGUAACUGUGACAGUCACAGCCGCAGCCACAGCAAUAACAACUGUGACAAUGUCUGCGAGAAGGUGUUGUAGAAUCUGUCAAAAACAGCAGGUCUGGUUCUGAUGAUAAUACAUUAUUGUUAUAAAUGUGUGUCCGCUGCCAAGUCGCUGCUGCUGCUGCUCCCGCUGCCAACGCAUUGCUGUAAUACGAAGCGCCAUAACGAAUUGUGCGAGCAUACAACUUAAUACCAUUUGAGUUCCUUGCUUUCUUUUUUGACAUCUGCCUUUUAGCUGCUGUUGCUGUCAGUAUUCCUUCCGUCCCCCCCUAUAAACAUCUUACUGAAACGACAACAACAACAAUAACAGUAACAACGGCAACAAUCGUAGUAGUAGUAAACAUCGAAAGCAACGAGUCCUCGUCGUCGUCGUGUAAAACAAACGCAACUCUUUGUCACAACGUAUGUUUGUGUGUAUGUGUAUAAACAAAAAGGUGGCACUCUGCUCUCUCGUUUGUCCGCUCUGUUCAAUGACAUAAAAGCUGCCAUUGUGAGAGUGGUGUGAUGAUGGUGAACGGUGGUGUAUGAUUUGUUUUCCUGUUUUCCUGAGAGAAAACAUAUGACACACGUGCAUUCAUUCCUUCGCUUGUGUAUAUCACUGUAUGUGUGUGCGUGUGUUCAGUUCAAAGUUCAUCAUUUGUGUAAAACAGUUUAAAAUUUAAAUAACAAAAACAACAACGACAUCAAUAAAUAUAACAAAAAUAUAACAAACAUAAGUACAUACAUAUGUACAUCCGUGUUCAUACAAAUACAUAAGCCGAGAAUUUGUUCAUUUGGUUUCAACGCCAACCAAAAAAAAAAAAGAAAUAGAAGAAAAAAUACCAAAACGGAAACGCAGAAGCAGAAGCAGAGCAGACUUACAUUCAACGGCAGCAUAGUAUAUAUAUAGAGAGAGAACACACACAUCCAUACAAACCUACAUGUAUUCGUGACAACGUGUUCCAGUUUACAAGAGAAAAUCAGGAAAUCACAAAACUCUUUUUUUUUGUAUUUUUGUGACUUUUUUCUUUCUGUUGAAAGAAGAAGAGCAAUAACAACAUAAACGGAGGAGAAGAUAAAGAUUGCGGAAAAAGGAACAAGAAGAGGCAGUAGUAUAUAAAAGAACUUUUACCAAAUAAAAAACACAACUUUCGCCAAUUUCUACUUCCUCCUCCUACUUUACUACUAAAAAAUUUUAACGAACCCCAUACCAAAACACAACAACGCACAAAAACAAUAAACAAAGGACCUCAACAGUUUCAGCAAAAGAGUGAUUGUGCUGCUGCUCGCGAGAAGAUUAUUGCAAAACAUUUUCAGCCAAUAAAAAUUCUUUCGCACAAGAUCCGGUGAUGUGGGACAACCCCCGCAGCGGGAAAUGCAACAAACCCAACGUUAUAUACCGUCUGUAUCUGAUCUAUAUGGAACGGACGAGAUAGAACUACUACUGGACGAGAUACGUGAACUGGAGCCGGUCUGCUGUCAGCUGGACGAUGAACAGGAUUUUGAAAUAGCUGGCAGCAGGGCCGGAGAGCUAUCAUUAUCCUUGGAAUCGCCACUGGGUACGUGCACGUCGUGGGACUCGCACGCCAAUUACAAACAGCGUAUCGCCCAAACGCCACUGCCAUGGGGUGUAGCCCUACACUGUGAUCCGCAACAUUUAAAAACGCCCACGGGGAUCGUAAGAAUACUAUUGGUGUUAUCUUCAGCAGCCUGUCUGGCCUGUGAAUGUUCGGCCGGAACGGUACAAGUUGGUCUCUUUUUACUGCCACUCAUCGGACGCCUCAGAUUGAUGGUGUUUUGUGCACUGUUUUCCCUUCUGAUCACAUGCCUCAUGUUGUUUCUUGACAUUUCACAUAUAGCCCUAAUGUUUCCCUUCAAUUGGACAAAAAUUAAUACAUGGAUGUACCUGAGUAUUGGUUUAAUAUUAAUUUUGAGCUCGACAUUAAUAAUGCACAUGGUGCUCUUUGCCGGCGAGUACACCCUGGUAUCGAAAUACACAAAAGAUACUCUUUUUGCCUCAGCGAUAUUGGGAUAUAUCUGUGCCAUUGAGUCAUUAUUAUUGUCUGGUAUUGCUUCCUGGCCAUGGACACAAUAUCGUCAUGUGCCCGACGAUGGUAGUGAUAUGUAUAUCGAGGAUCGUGAAAUGACACCGAUGAGUCCAAUCGAUAGUACGGAUGUGCCGAAUCGUCAUCAAUUACAGCUGCAACUGCAACAACAGCAACAAUCUCAAAAUCACAAUAAUUGUAAUAAUAGCGUAACAGCGCACAGUGAAACGAAUCAUCACAAUCAACACAAUCGUACAAUAUCAUCACCAACGUCCUAUAAUAAUCAAAAGCCUUAUAUACCUGCCAAAAGACCCAAUGAAAUAAAUAAUCAAAGACCAACACUGGGUCACACACAACCAACCCGUAAACCGAAUCAGCGUUAUCGUGAGGGUUACCACUAUCAACCUGUUGCGUCUACGUCCCGCCAGAGUCCCACAUUCGUCUUAGGCGAUGAUAUUGGGGCCGGUCCAUCCACAUCCCGAUCCAAUGAUAAUUCUAGUGCGUGAUAGUUUUUAUUCCUCAUUAUAAGAUUAUUAUACAUAUAUAUUUUUUUUAGAAAAACCGAAAAAACACAAUUUGCAUUAAAACAAAACAAAAAAGAGAUAAACGUAAAAACCCCAAAACCAAUUAAAACCAUGUUAUUUUUUUUUAAUUUUAAAACAAAAUUAAAUUAGAAUUUUUUAAGUGACGAUAGAAAAUCAAUUGGAUUAUUCCCAACACAUUAUUUAACAAUUAACAAUAAAUUGCAAUGAAAGUAGUUAAACAAGUUAAGCUAAGGAAGAACAAACUGAUACACAAAACGAAAGAAAAUGCGCAAGCG